AGUCCAUAUGAAAGAGGAAGUCCAAUCGUAAUCACUUCCUGUGUAUAGUAACUCGCUUGUUGUUGUUGCUACACGUAUGUAUAUUGUAAAUAUAGACUGCACUGCAUUUGAUUUUUGAAAUGUCAAUUUUUCCAUCGGGGGAAAACUUAUUUUGAUUCUAAACCAUCUGCAUAUUUUUGUAAACAGUGUUUGGAUUUUUAGAGCCUUCACUGUUUUUGUAAAUGAAACUUGAAAUUUGUAUAAUAUAGGUCAAAACAUGUCUUCAAGCUAUGUGUCAAAUUAUGAAAUCUUUCAGCUGAAUCAGGUUACGUUGUGUCAUUCACCUUGAUCCUUUGUGAUGACACUCAGAUACUUCUGUCUUCCGAGUUAUUAGUCCUUCUUGGUAUUCUUUUAAGAUGCUCUCUCGAAAACUGAUUCCCGGCGCUUGUUAUUUCCGAUUUUUGGUGUGUAAUCACGAAACAAAAUGCGCUAGAACUGUUGCAUCUCAAGUAUCUAUAGGUGCAUCAACUUCUGCAACAUGGUCAGCAUCGUCGAAAACUCACGAUUGGAAUCGAGCUGUAUUGGAUGGGGAGAAAUUAGUUGGACAUCCAACAACCUUUUUCAGCCUUAAGUGUCUCCUAAGUGAAGAGUUCACCAGCGUGGCCAUGAAUCUUCGAAGAUUAGUGGGAACUGAUCAUCCAAUUUUAAAAACUGCCAAGAGGCUAGUAUAUCAUGGACGUACUAACAUACAAACCAGAGGAUUGAUUGUUUUAUUACUAUCAAAGGCAGUUGGACACACAGCAGCAUGCACAGAUAUAAAUUCUGUAAAUGAAGUUGGAGUGACUGCACGACAACAGACUCUGGCUGAAAUUACUGAAAUGAUCCAUACAGCUCAUUUGAUCCAUAGGGGUAUUUUGAACAUAUCCCCCACUGUUGUUCCAGAUGAAAAUUCCAGAGAAGAUCUCCAAUUGGGAAACAAAAUAUCCAUUCUCAGUGGAGAUUAUUUGUUGGCAAAUGCUUGUAAAGGCUUGGCUAACUUGAGGAAUUGUAAGGUUGUUGAUCUCAUAUCCAAAGCAAUUGCUGAUUUUAUGCAAGCAGAGUUUCUUGGAGAACAUGAUAGACAUGGGAACCCAUUGCCAGUCAAGGGAAUGAAUUUGUCAACCUGGGAAGAAAAGAGUGUGUUGAGUGCAGGAAGUCUUUUAGGCAACAGUUGUAAAUCCACUCUUGAAUUAGCAGGUUUUGAUGAAGAGCUUCAGUCAAAAGCCUUUGAAUUUGGAGAAAAUCUUGGAUUAGCUUGGCAGGUUUAUUCAGAGCUACUGCCAUUCAUUGAUGACAUGAGUUAUCCAGCUGGAAGUAAAUUUGAUUUAACAUCUAUUCCUGUUAUAUUCCAUUUAGAGAAAAAUCAAGUUAAAAUUGACUCUCUCAGACAAGAAAUUAAUGAGGAUGUGUCAAAUUUUGACUAUAAGAGUUUGCAUAAAUCGAUUAUGGCUGAUGACAGUGUUCAGAAAUCAAAAGAUCUACUCAAUCAUUAUUCUCAGCAAGCUGAAAACUUGUUGUCUUUGUUUGGAUCAUCAGCAGCCACAAAAGCUUUGUCCAAUAUUAUCUGUUCCAUAAGGGGAUAAAGGUGCUUCUUUCUCAUGUUAUGUGUUUGUUACAACUAAAAUAUUUAUUUUUAUGUUUUAUUUUAUAUGUAAAGAAAUUUAGAAAAUAAAUUUAUUCUUAAAUUUA
Messenger RNA from Argiope bruennichi, 1707 nucleotides. RefSeq names its product all trans-polyprenyl-diphosphate synthase PDSS2-like. Gene Ontology annotation, molecular function: prenyltransferase activity. NCBI's taxonomy places the organism in Eukaryota, Metazoa, Arthropoda, Arachnida, Araneae, Araneidae. The record is from RefSeq and is a predicted model, not a curated record. Gene Ontology annotation, biological process: ubiquinone biosynthetic process; isoprenoid biosynthetic process. Gene Ontology annotation, cellular component: mitochondrion; transferase complex. The coding region runs from base 396 to 1601 and encodes 401 amino acids. The transcript has 5 exons.